AUGGCCUCCUCAGCACGUUGGCGCGAGAUCCUCUCUGAGCUGACCAGGGAGCUGGAGCACCAAUCCGCAAGGUGCAUCAUCUGUGUUUUUGCAUGUGAGGCGCGUUCAUGUGUGCGCUAUGCCCUGCCAUACGCAGAGAGUGCAAGGUUGCGAGAACUCGAAGCGGAGAACAAGCGCUUGCAGGAGAGCUUCCGAAGCGCCUACCGAGCUGGCCAAGAGCCCCCCUGCAGCAGUUCAACGUAUCUCGAAGACGCCACCAAGGGUGUGGGCCCGAACUUUGCGUCCAUCGUUUCAACUCCUAGGGUGGACGAACUCUUUACGCAGGACCAUCCACGUAUUCAGAAGUCUUCCGUCUCCCUCAGCCUCCAGUGGGAUACUCACAGGUCGCACCUCCACAAGCCAGCCUAUAUCAUCGACCCAGAGAGUGCUUGGUAUGCCUCGGGCUGGCAAGGUGUGGUGGGUCUGGCUUUGGCUUGGGUGGCCGUUGUGACUCCGCUCCAAAUAGGGCUCCUGGACAUCCGGCUGAACCUGUUGUUUGUGACCGGCCUGUUCAUUGACGUUGUCUUCCUGGUGGAUUUGAUCCUUCAGUUUUUUGUCAUGAUCUCCGUGAACACGUUUCGCGGUCUCCAAAGGGAAGUGCGCUUGAGCAAGAUUGGCAUCCAUUACUUGAAGCGCUGGUUCCUCAUUGACUUCCUUGCCGUCAUACCGUGGGAUCUCAUAGGUUUCCUCCAAGAGGACUCAGAACAUUUAGGUGGUCUUCGGGUGGUCCGUGCCCUGUGGAUGCUGAAGAUGCUUCGUCUGAUCAAGCCGUCCAGGCUGAUCCACAAGAUCGAGAUUCCGUACUCCAUUCCCUACCAGCAGCAGCUUGCGCUUCUACGCUUUCUCUUUGCUUUGAUGUUUGUGUGUCACUGGCUGGCCUGUGUCUGGUCGAUGACGCUGAAAGUUGUUGACGAGGGUUAUCCCCGGUGGAUCGAUGACAUCCAAGCCGUAGAUGCAACCUUCGGCUUCGAGCAAAAUCAAUUUCUGCGCACCUACAUUGCCGCCUUCUACUUCUGCAGCUACACCAUGACAUCGGUUGGGUAUGGCGAUGUUGGCCCGCAGAAUAUCUUGGAACGCAUCGUCUGCACCAUGAUGGUAAUGCUUUCUGGCCUGUGUUGGGCCUACGUCAUUGGCCAAGUCUGUGCAAUUGUGGCUGACAUCGGUGAGGAAAGCCAAUCCUUCCGGCAGCGAAUGCACCACCUGAACAUGAUGAUGGAAGAGGAGCACCUUCCACACGAAUUGAAGAGUCGGGUGAGGCAAUUCUUCCUUCACAAUCGCGACCAGGCGAGGCAUUUAACGCAGCAAUCGCUCCUGGACGCUAUGAGCCCACAGCUGAAAGCAGAGGUUGCUACGGUCGUCAACUUCCCGUGGCUUGAACGUGUGACCUUCUUCAAUCGGUUCAUGCGACGGAUCGAGGAGCUGCAAGCCCAAGGAGUAUCCGUCGCGCCCUACCGGGCUUGCAUCGCGGACAUCGUGCGUCAUCUCAAGAGUGUGGCGUAUGCGCAAGGGGAGUUCCUGAGCGUGAUCCGCGUCCUGGGGAUUUUAUCCAAAGGCCUUGCUCUCCGCUCCAGCCGACUGGAACAUAAGGGUGCUGUGUGGGGCGAAGAUUUUGUCCUAUCCAACGUGGCCCUUGUACGCCCGGUGAAUGCCUAUGCCCUGACCUACCUAGAAGUUCUGUGUUUAUCCCGAGAAGACUUGAUGAGCGUGAUUGAGCAGCACAAUCUCACCUGCCCAAAACUCGGGCAGAUCGUACGUCGCUACUGCGUGCGCGUUGCUGUGCGUCGUGGCAUUCUCGCAGAAGCAAGACUGCGGUCCGCAGACGGUCAACGCAUUAGCUGUCCAGCAACUGUCGGAAAACAGGCCGCGUUUGGCUCCCUGGUUGCCGGACAAACCGGCCCCAAAGCCAAAGUGUCUCGGAACAUCAUUUGGCAGAUCGUAGCGCGACAGGCGCCGGAACCGAAGAAGGGUGCUCAGCAGAGCCAGCAGGCCAAAGACGAGAACCCAAAGAAGGGAGCAGAUCCGAAGCCGAAGGACGAAGGACAGCCUGCCCGACAGCAGCCAGCAGAGAAGGCGACAAAAAACCAAAAGGCCGACAAGUCUCAAAAAGAGCAGAAGUCGUCUGAAAAACCCACCGCCGAACAGAAGCAAAAUGAGACCGCUCCAAAGGAGCAGAAGCAGGCAGAAAAAGCCCAGACACAGCCAAAGGUAGCGGACAAGGCACCUGCGGAAAAGCAGCAAGGCAAGAACCAGAAAGAGCAGAAGCAAGCGGAGAAGCCUCAGCAGGAGCAGAAGGAGCAGAAGCAGCAAGACAAGGAUGGAAAGCAGCCAGACAAAAAGCCAGAUGUUAAGCAGCAAAACAAGAAGCAGAACGGGAAGCAGCUAGACAAGAAGCAGGACAACAAGCAGCAAGACAGGAUGCAGGAUGCCAAGCUGCAAGUCCAAAAGCAGGACCAAAGUCAAACGCAGCAAGGUUUACUUCAAGAUGAGCAGAAACUGCAAGCCGGCAAGUUGCAGAGAGAGGACCUGCCAUCGGAUGUUCCGCAGCUUCUAACGAAGGCCAGCAAGGACAGACUGCCAGUUCGGUCUCCCAUCAAUCCUGGCGAGGCGACUCCAGUGAUAGACAUGCUACAAGGCCAAAAGCAAGAGGAAAGGCCGUCCAAGAAGCGGAAGGAGCCCGAGAAAGAUUCGCGGCUCAGCAACACCGCCUGGGAGGAGUUUCUCAUGCUAGAUUCCAAAAGCGCAGCGCAGGCCCCACUCGCCCAGGAGCGAGGCCUGGCGAACCAGGAGCCGCUUGCGUCCUCGCUGCGGGCUCCACAGACUUUGGAAGAGAAGAGAGCGCAGCUGAAGGAGCAGUUGAUGGCAGAAGGUGUCCAUGUCAGCCCUGCGAGAGUAGAGAAGGAAGAAAAUCUGGAAACCAAGAUGCCUGCGAAUGCAAGGCAAACUCCAGAGAAGCCAAGCCAGACACAAAUGGCCAAAGACAUGCCAGACUUGCUCCAUUGCCAGGAAGAGAUUGCCGCGCGUGCUGGGAGGCCAACAGGCGGCCACCAGUACCCGUUGGACAAGCAUCAACGUCCUUCUCUUCUGGGCGAUGUCACGCUUGGAAGGUUGCGACCCGAGAACGCAAAAUCCACGCGAAUGCGCGUGGACUCGCCGCACCCGCACCCGGGGCAACGAGGAGGAGUUUUUCUUGAGGACACAGAUGGCGAGGAUGAUGAGAAUGAUGAGAAUGGUGAUGAGGAUGCGGAGUCAGAGGAUGACAGCAAGGGCGACGACGUGGAAGAGAAGCGGCGGCUGCUUAGAGAGAGGCAAGCCCAAAAAGUGGGUCGAACGCGAAGGAACCAGAAGACUCGCAUCGUUCGACGAUGCAACCCCGAUCCGGGCCCCAGCAAAGGCUGUGGAGACCCUCACUGCCAAGCCUGCAGCAAGAACCGCAAAGAUACGAAGAAGGCCAAUGACUGA
Molecule: messenger RNA, 3498 nt
Organism: Symbiodinium pilosum
Lineage: Eukaryota; Dinophyceae; Suessiales; Symbiodiniaceae
Source: the annotation of a GenBank genome assembly